CCUGCUGUCUUUGACAUACCACUGCAGUUCAACGUCUACCUGCUUUCAGGCUCUGACAACCCACAUGCCAUCUACUCAUCUAAGGGCAUCGGAGAGCCAGUGCUGUUCCUGGGUAGCUCUUGUGUUCUUCCCCAUMAAAGACGCGGUGGCAGCAGCCCAUGUAGAGGCUAGUAUGGUUGGGCCCUUUACCCUGGACAGCCCUGCUACCCCAGAGAGGACCUGUCUGGCCUGUAACACCCCCUUUACUCAGAAGAUUCCAGCCAGCAAACCAGGAUCAUUCCAACCAUAGGCUUUGAAUAUUCCCCGAAUUAAAACAACAUUAUGAUUUGU
Molecule: messenger RNA, 330 nt
Organism: Salvelinus sp. IW2-2015
Lineage: Eukaryota; Metazoa; Chordata; Actinopteri; Salmoniformes; Salmonidae
Source: RefSeq, a predicted model, not a curated record